This is a messenger RNA of Micropterus dolomieu (smallmouth bass), 1056 nucleotides long. It is a transcript of the gene grpr, whose product is annotated as gastrin-releasing peptide receptor. The coding region runs from base 1 to 1056 and encodes 351 amino acids. The transcript is spliced from 4 exons. Lineage: Eukaryota; Metazoa; Chordata; Actinopteri; Centrarchiformes; Centrarchidae. Gene Ontology annotation, molecular function: G protein-coupled peptide receptor activity. Gene Ontology annotation, cellular component: membrane. The record is from RefSeq and is a predicted model, not a curated record. Gene Ontology annotation, biological process: G protein-coupled receptor signaling pathway.
AUGUGGUUCACCGGCGUGGCCAUCGCUUCAGUUUAUGGCGUAAUCAGUGUGUUGGGGCUAAUCGGAAACAUCACGCUCAUCAAGACGUUUUGCUCUGCCAAAUCCCUCCGCAAUGUGCCGAAUCUCUUCAUGUCGAGUCUUGCGCUGGGGGACGUUUUACUGCUGGUGACCUGCGCUCCGGUGGAUGCGAGCCGCUACCUGUCAGAGGAGUGGCUGUUCGGGAGAGUGGGCUGUAAAGUCAUCCCCUUCAUUCAGCUCACCUCGGUUGGGGUGUCUGUGUUCACUCUCACUGCCCUCUCUGCUGACAGGUACAGGGCCAUUGUGAAGCCCCUGGACAUCCAAACUUCAAGCACCACUACCAGCAUUGUCCUGCGGGCGGCGCUCAUCUGGUUCUUCUCCCUGGUCCUGGCCAUCCCCGAGGCCAUCUUCUCUGACCUCCACACCUUCAACAUCACCUCCACUAAUGAGAGCUUCGUCACCUGCGCCCCUUAUCCCCAUGCUGGGGAAUUACACCCUAAAAUCCACUCCAUGGCUUCCUUCCUCAUUUUCUACGUCAUUCCCCUGCUGGUCAUAUCUGUGUACUACACCUUCAUUGCCCUGAACCUGAUGAGGAGCGCCUCAAACCUUCCUGUGGAGGGGAAUGUGCAUGCAAGACAACAGGUUGAAUCAAGAAAGCGCUUGGCCAAGACAGUGUUGGUAUUUGUUGGGCUCUUUGCAGUAUGCUGGCUUCCCAGUCACGUCAUUUACUUAUAUCGCUCCUAUCACUACUCCCAGGUGGACACUUCCCUGGUACACUUUGUGUGCAGUGUUGUAGCUCGUAUCCUGGCCUUCACCAACUCCUGCCUCAACCCCUUUGCCCUUUAUCUGCUGAGCAAGACCUUCCAGAAGCAGUUUAACCAGCAGCUGUGUUGUUGUUGUCGUAUGAUCCUUAAACACUCCUCGCAGAGCCUGACACAUUAUAAUACCCGUGUGACCUCUGUCCGCAGCACACAUCACUCCAUAGCCAGUCUAAGCAUGAUGAAUGGCAGACGGGUCCAUCAGGAGGAUUGUGUGUAA